Molecule: messenger RNA, 1641 nt
Organism: Anopheles arabiensis
Lineage: Eukaryota; Metazoa; Arthropoda; Insecta; Diptera; Culicidae
Exons: 3
Coding region: 117-674 (185 amino acids)
Source: RefSeq, a predicted model, not a curated record
UGAUAGCGAGCCGUUGUUGCAGCCAUAUCUUGUAAUUGAAGCGAUUUGUCAUUAAAAAUAGUUUUGUCGUCGUUGUUUUCGUGGAAAUCACUAUAAAUAAAAGUUUCUCGAAGCGGAUGAAAUAUAAGUCUUACUUGUAUCGCCACCGUGAUGGUUUCGAACAUGAAAACCAGAUAGAUGACGGUACCGGCCCUAGUGGAACUUCUAAUGUAGCUGAACAAGGUAUGAAUUCUUCACAAGGCAGUGAUGCACUUGCACAGGAUAAUAUCAUCGGUGAAACUUUCUACGAAGGGGAAGCUGCUUAUCUAUCAGAAGCCGAUGAUGAUGUAAUCGACUAUUUAAUGGAAAGUUCGGAUGAUGAUAUAGAUCCAGCAGCAUCAGAUGACCCAUUCUCUGCUGAAGAUGCUUUGCGUCAAUGGGCAAUAUCAACAAACCAAACAUACGACUCGAUUGCCCAAGUGAUAGAUAUAGUUCGAAAAGAGAGUUCCUGUAACCUACCUAAAGACGCUAGAACCCUACUAAAAAUCAAUCGAAAUAUUUCGGCUGAUAUCCUGACGGUAGAAGGUGGUCAGUACUGGUAUUAUGGAGUGCAGAAAUGUCUCACGAACAAGCUAAGUGAUACAUCUCUGAAUUCGGACACCACACUCUUGCUUAAUGUAUCCAUCAAUGUGUAGGAAUAUGAAUAGAGAGAGAGGAUAUAGAGAGAGGGAGAUCGAGACGUACUUGACAGGAGGUAGUUCGGAGACAGAGCAAACGGGCAGACAAGCGUGAGCGAUCGAGCGCUACGGAAGUGUGUGCUUCAGCGGCGAAUUAUACAAGUGUUGGAUAAGCGACAGAACAAACAGUGGAUUCUACAAUUGGCGCAGCCGGUAUUCCUUUUUUAUAUACACAUACAUAGAACCCCGACGAGGUAUGAAAGUAAGUAACGCAUGAUCGUAAUCAUCCUAAUCACCGGUGAAAUAGCUAGAAAUAGAGUAUACAUGUACAAAGUGACAAUGGUUGCUAGGAAAACGGAAAUUAGGAAAGUUUGCUUUGCAUUCGUAAAUUGUUCAAACGGGUAAGUUAAGGCUUUGGAAAGCAGUAACAUCGUAAUGGUGAGACCGGCUUGGCCGUAGCACAUGCGAUUAGUCCGGUAUUACUCACAGCAACAAAAAAAUGCUCUGAGUGAGCCUUGUAUGGGUGAAUGUGACCGCGCACAAAAGACGAGCCCGGCGAUAGCCGUAGCGUCGGGGAAAGAAGGUAACGAAUUUCGAGAAGUGAGCCCGGUAUGACCGAAGCACAAAAGACGAGCCCGGUGGUACCCGUAGCGUGCAAGUGGAAAAAACAAUGACACUAAUACUCCAAAAGACAAGACCGGUGGAACGUACCCGUAGUGUCAGAAAAAAACGAUUCUCGAAAAGUGAGUCCGGGUCAACCGAAGCGCAAAAGACGGGCCCGGUGGUAGCCGUAGCGUCGACGUGAGAAAGCUCACUCACAAGUGAGCACGGUACUAUCAAAGUAAAACAGACGAGCCCGGCGAUAGCCGCAGCGUAGAAGUGAGAAGGAUUAUUUAGAAGUGAGAACGAGUAUUCACGAGUGAGAACGGCAUGAUUGAAACCCGUCAAACAUUGCGAGGGUUGCGAGUUCUAUCAUCUGCUUGAG